Prunus armeniaca (apricot) is the source of this 1848-nucleotide messenger RNA. Lineage: Eukaryota; Viridiplantae; Streptophyta; Magnoliopsida; Rosales; Rosaceae. The record is from the annotation of a GenBank genome assembly.
AUGAAGGAAGUAGUCUCUGUCUUUCCAAGCACAAACUUCCAACUUCACACAACAAGAUCUUGGGAUUUUAUUGGUCUCAAUGACGAAACCAAACGGAAUUUUACUACUGAGAGUGAUGUUGUCGUUGGUGUGAUCGACACUGGAAUUUGGCCCGAAUCGCAGAGCUUUAAUGACGAAGGUUUUAGUCCGGCUCCCAAGAAGUGGAAAGGUGUUUGUGAAGGUGGCAAAAAUUUCACUUGCAACAACAAGAUCAUUGGAGCUCGGCGUUACAACUCAUCAUCAGCAAGGGAUGAAGUUGGACAUGGGUCCCACACUGCCUCAACGGCAGCAGGGAAUGCCAUUAAGGGCGCGAGCUUUUAUGGUCUAGCACAAGGUACUGCAAGAGGAGGAGUUCCCUCUGCGAGAAUUGCUGCCUAUAAAGUCUGCGAAUUCAAAAAGUGCCCUGGAGAGGCUAUCAUGGCUGCUUUUGAUGAUGCUAUUGCUGAUGGAGUUGACAUCAUUACAAUUUCACCUGGAGGCACUUUCGUCACUUCUUUCGAUAAGGAUCCUAUAGCCAUUGGCAGUUUUCAUGCAAUGAAGAAAGGGAUACUAGUGGUCCUGAAGAGGGUACCUGGCACAGAUCGCCGGAUCAUUGACAAGGUUGUUCUUGGAAAUGGAAGGACACUCAUUGGGAAUUCGGUGAACUCUUUCACAUCCAAUGGAACAAGUUAUCCUUUGGUAUAUGGAAAAGAUGCUACAAGUCAUUGCUCUGAUUUCGAUGCUCAGAGUUGUUUAGCAGGCUGCAUAGACAGUGCUUUAGUCAGGGGAAAGAUUUUGGUAUGUGAUGCGUCUGAUGGAGAUAUAACGGCUCUUCAAGAUGGUGCACUAGGUUCCAUUGUAAUCAGUCCCAGUGAGAAUGUUGCUUUUAUUGUCCCACUACCUGCAACAGGUUUAAGCAUCAAAGAUUAUGAGGGGCUCAAGUCCUACCUGAACUCCACAAAACAUGCUAAAGCCAACAUAUUAAAAAGUGAAGCCAUAAAAGAUCCUGCUGCACCCAUUGUUGUUUCUUUCUCUUCCCGUGGACCGAAUUCAAUUUUACCAGAAAUUAUUAAAUCAGACAUAAGUGCCCCGGGAGUAAAUAUUUUGGCUGCAUUUUCGCCUGUUGCUGCUAUCACAGAUAGCCCUGACGAUGGGAGGCAUGUCAAAUACAGUUUACUAUCUGGAACCUCCAUGGCUUGUCCCCAUGCUGCUGCUGCAGCUGCAUAUAUUAGAACAUUCCACCCUGAAUGGUCUCCAGCAGCCAUCAAAUCAUCUCUUAUGACUACAGCUUGGCCCAUGAACCACACCGACAACGUUUCUCCUGCUGAAUUUGCUCAUGGAUCUGGACACAUCAACCCUGUAACAGCUCUAGAACCUGGCCUCGUGUACGAAACUUCUGAAGGUGAUCACAUUAAGUUGCUCUGCUCGUUCCUGGAUGAUGCAAGAGUUAAACUUAUAUCGGGAGAGAACAGCUCUUGUCCUAAAGGCUCUGAGAAAGGAUCACCAAAGGAUUUCAAUUACCCUUCGCUGGCUGCUGUUGUUAAACCAGUGACAUCUUUUACUAUUAACUUUAAUAGAACAGUUAAAAACGUUGGCCUUGCAAACUCUACCUACAAGGCCAAAAUCCUCCCGGAUUCUAAAGUUGACAUCAAAGUAGUACCUCAAGUUCUUUCAUUCAAGUCCUUGAACGAGGAGAAGACUUUCACCGUGACAGUCAUUGGAAAAGGCUUGCCGGAUGGAUCACAUGCGUCUGCGUCGCUGAUUUGGUAUGAUGGAACUCAUAGAGUUAGAAGUCCAAUUCUUGUACGCAGCAAAGCAGCUUCAUGGUGA